Saccostrea echinata is the source of this 752-nucleotide messenger RNA. RefSeq names its product small ribosomal subunit protein uS7m-like. NCBI's taxonomy places the organism in Eukaryota, Metazoa, Mollusca, Bivalvia, Ostreida, Ostreidae. Gene Ontology annotation, biological process: ribosomal small subunit assembly; translation. The transcript has 6 exons. Gene Ontology annotation, cellular component: ribosome. Gene Ontology annotation, molecular function: structural constituent of ribosome; rRNA binding; mRNA binding. The record is from RefSeq and is a predicted model, not a curated record. The coding region runs from base 26 to 724 and encodes 232 amino acids.
UGAAAAGUAUUUUGACAGCAAGAACAUGGCAUUGUGCAAAGGAAAGUGGAUAUUCCAAACGUUGCUCGGAUUAUAUAAGGAAAAUGUACAAUUAAGUUAUAUCAGCACAAACCAAGUCCUUUCAAGUAUGUACAAAGACAGACAAUCUUCUACUCAGGAGAAGAGCGAAUUAGAUGCACUUUGCAGUGAUGACAGACCACUCGAGAAAAAACCGAUGAUUCCGGCAAGAUCUGAAGUGUCAACAAGUUUUACUUAUGAUCCUAUAGUUCAAAAAUUCAUAAAUUUACUAAUGAGAAAUGGCUGCAAAGAAAAGGCAAGAGAAAUAACAGAAGGGGCUUUGGAGCAAAUCAAGAUGAGACAGAUAGAAACUUAUCACAAAGCAAAAACAGAGGCAGAAAAGGCCAUGGUUGUCACUGACCCUAUAAAGAUAUUUCAUGGUGCUGUGGAAAACUGUAAACCAUUAGUGGUUCAGAAGUCUGUGACAAAGGGAGGAACCUCUUACAGAAUUCCAGUAUACUGUCAUGACAGGAGAAAACUUCGACUUGGGAUCAACUUUAUCAUUGAUUCAUGUCGUACGAGACGAAGAAAGGUUCCUAUCGAAAUUGUGCUUGCUGCAGAGAUUUUACAAGCUUACAAUAAUGAGGGCAAUGCUGUAGGAAAGAAGCAACAGCUUCAUAAGGAAUGUGAGGCACAAAGAGCAUUUGCACAUUAUAGGUGGAAGUGAAUGGUUGGAAUAAAUAGACUGUAUUUAU